CCGUCCAGACUUUCACAAGUUUACGUUCCGCUAGAUUGUGACGGAGAGAGGUAUGGAUGACAGAGAUGACGAUAAGCUGUCCAGUUCGCUCCCAGAAACAUUACACGCACAUAUAAUACGUCCCGAUGAUCCAGAUGGGACGCUCUGAUGAGGUCUCAUCAAGUACCCAAGAUCCUUCCCAGCGACAGACCUCCCAUCUCACCUCCCAAUUUAUAUCGUCAUUGACCCCCGCGACCUUUCCAAAUAGCCGUAGUUCACGAGGGGCAUCAUUGCAUGACGGAUUGGUCUCGCCAGACAUAGAAGGGAGUGGAUAUAGUACCCAACGCAGUCCAAGAACCUCGGCUGGCCGGAGGGGAGGUGCGGCCGCUGGCUUCGCGCGCCCCCCUAGGGCGUUUUUAAUUCCUGAUGGUAAUCCAGGCGGUAGCGAGCCACCCUUCCAUCACUAUCCAAAUUAUCAUUCCUAUACGUACCCUCCUCCGGGUCCUCCCCUUCCAGGUCAAUAUCACGCGACUUCAACAGGCACGUUUCAAGGCGGGGCAGGUCCUUCAUCGUCGCCCCAUAGGGCCCGCAGGCCGAGGCCGAGAGGUGGCAGUCGCACGCCAGAAGGAGAUCGAGAGGGAGACGAUGGCGAUGACUUUGAGCCUACAUACGAGGCCACGCCUCUCGGACGUGCACAAGAGAUUCAACCCGGUAGAUAUUCGACUUCACAGCCAAGACAAGUACCCGGCCCUGUUUCGCCCUUUUUUCCAAGGGGUGUGACUAGAAGUAAUAAAAGUAGCCCCUACCUGUACGAUACACCUCAUUGUGAGUCCUUGAUUAUGUUUGUUAAAAAUCCGGUAAAUUCUGAAUUUUCCUUGAAGCAUAUGAUGAUUCUCGUUACCUACAACCGCCUUCGCAUCACCCUGAGCCAAGUCUCAUACGACAUCACUCGCUUCCGUCUCAGCGAUGGGACGAGCGCAGUCGCUCUGGGUCCUCCAGCAGUCGACACACACCAGGAACAUUUGAUGAUCGCCCAAUCCAGAGGGCUUCCUCGUAUUCUCUCCCUCCAUUCAGUGCUCUCAUGCUGCCGCUCAGGCAAGAACACUCCGACAGAGGGCUGAACAUCAUCUCCACCCGGUCUGGCUGACCAGAGAAUUUUGCCUAUGGAAGUAUCAGUAGAAGAGAGAGAGUCCAGCAACGAAAGACCGACCGACUUCAAUGCAAGUGCGUAUGGGCGAGGUAAGAGAAAGCGAUCGGACGCUCAGGACGAAAGGAAGACCAAAGUUGGGCGCAAAAUCUACGUUGCGUGUGAUUUUUGCCGAGGUAAGUGGUUACCUUUCCAGGGAUUGCCCAAGAACUUCAACUCCAAUUGGCAUUAAUUGCC
Messenger RNA from Suillus paluster, 1363 nucleotides. RefSeq lists its product as uncharacterized. Bases 126 to 1100 code for a protein of 324 amino acids. The record is from RefSeq and is a predicted model, not a curated record. Lineage: Eukaryota; Fungi; Basidiomycota; Agaricomycetes; Boletales; Suillaceae. The transcript has a single exon.